Molecule: messenger RNA, 1929 nt
Organism: Fusarium musae
Lineage: Eukaryota; Fungi; Ascomycota; Sordariomycetes; Hypocreales; Nectriaceae
Exons: 3
Coding region: 1-1929 (642 amino acids)
Biological process (GO): adenylate cyclase-modulating G protein-coupled receptor signaling pathway
Cellular component (GO): heterotrimeric G-protein complex
Molecular function (GO): guanyl nucleotide binding; G protein-coupled receptor binding; G-protein beta/gamma-subunit complex binding
Source: RefSeq, a predicted model, not a curated record
AUGGCCGAUCCUCUUUCAAUUAUCGGAACAGCGGGAGCGAUCGCAAAUAUUAUCGAUGUCCUCACCAAAACGAUCACAACGGUAUGCGACAUGCGACAAGCCUGGAAAAUCGCCGAUCUCAGCGUGUUCGCCUUCGAAAACCAGCUCAACCUCCUCAAGUUUGCACUUCUUGAAAUCAAGAAAUGGACCGAAUCAAGAUCCGACGAACAAUCGCACCAGUUGGUGAUGCAAGUAGACAGCUGCGUAACGUGUUGUCGGCUGCUCAUUGGCAAGAUUGAUGGCGAAGUCUCGCAAUUUCAGAAGAACGUAGCCGGAGACUUAGAGCUUGCUUCCAAGCUUUCCUUUCUCUUCAAAACCAAAGACAUGGAGCAGAUUCAGCGGAUGGUUGAUCAGCAAACACAUACCCUGACACUUUUGUUAAGUGCAUGCAACUCGAAUGCUUUAGAAGAGCAAACUAGAAUCUUACAGCAACCCAAACUCGUGCGAGCUCUCCAGGACAUGGACCGAGACACUGCUUCUCUCAUUGUUCAUCGAGACUCAGACUCCAUAAUCACGGCCACAUCCGUGAGCUCUUCGCGAUGGUCCGUUCAAUUCGCGUUCGAUCGAGAGCUGUUUAUCAGCAAAGUUUACGACAAAUGGAUUCGAAAGCUCGCAACAACGCGAAGGGUCAAUAUUCACUCCACAGAAGACCCAGAACAGCGAGACCAUCAACAGAUUUCAAACAACGAAAUAGCCGUCAUGGAUCCGCCUAACGACCACGAACAGAACAUUGCCGCGCGUGAGAGCGUUUCCAUAUCCAAACGAACGCCUCCUUCAAGAUCAUAUUCUGGAGAAUGGUUCAGCCCUUCUGGACGCGUUUAUAUGACUACGAGCCUGGAGAUACAGCUUCUUAGAUGCAUCAGAAAUAUGGAAGAGUUAGAUCCCGAAGCUAAAGAGCCCCGACGAAGUGGCUGGACCUCGAAACGUCUUCUUUCAAGGAGCAAUGAGGUCAGGGUAGUUAUUCUUGGCUCAAAGUCGAGAAAGCGGGUCUUUGAAGAGACGAGGUUAUCAGACGACCGACGGGAAUGCUACACAGUCGAUCAACUACGUUUAUUCCGCCCUAUAAUCCUUGGAACAGUGUUAGAAAGUGUUCGGUAUUUGGCAAAGAGGCUAUUGAGCGACGAGGAUAUCAGAGAAGACCCCAUAAGGACGACGUUAGAGUGCAUAUUGAUUCCCGACAAAGGUGAGGAUUUGAAUCUCGACUAUGGAUUUGAGUCGUCGCUUGUGGAAAGAAUCGGCACAAUAAUGAAACACCCGACAACCAAGAAGUUAAUGGUAGAUGAAAGGCUCAUGUUUCCCGAAAAUGGCGAAUACUUUCUCAAACAAGUCGAAAGAAUUCUGCAAAACAACUAUUUCCCAACAGACUCAGAUGCUGUAAACUGUACAACACCACUACCUGGUUGCGUAGAGGCUGCAUUCGACUUGGAUCGGUCUACUAUCCUCUUGACAGAUCCUGGAAACACUGAAUUCAGCUGGACGAAACCAUUUGACCGGACGAAACCAUUUGACACUGCCGUUAUAUAUGUUCUCGAUCUCAGUAGCCCAUGCGAUGAGGCCUUGCUGGAUUACGAAUCAACAGUCAAAUUACAGAGACAGAGGCUGAGAACUUCCAAUUGGGUUGUUAUCGUCAAUAAUUUCAAGGAGUUUAUGAAGAGACUCUCGGAAGCGUCGUUGAGCGGCGUUGAGUUAUCGGAAUAUACGGGAGGAAACGAUGCAGAGAAAGCUGCAAAAUACUUUGCCUCUAAGAUCAAGAAUCUGAGCCCAGGUGGUAUCCACUUGCAUGUCCGUUUCACAAGAGGUGUGUAUGAGGAGAGGAAUUUGAGGAAGAUAUGGGCAAUGCUUCAGGAAGUCAUCAACAACAAUAAAUUGCACUUGGUGGGAAUUAUGUAG